AAUAGCUUUCCCUUAUAUGAAGCAACAGCAGAUCAAUGAGACUCUGCGGCCCUCUUACACACAAAAGUCCACCACUCCUAAAUCACAAUCCAAGUGCACAGAAUAUGGAAAAAAAAAUUUGAGACGGGAAGAGGCAGCCACUUUUCUAUAUUAAUUAAACAAUCUGCCAUUACGAUGUACACAAAGUUCCAUUUUCCCACACACCCUCUUUGGAGAAGUCCUAGUUUUAUGGAGCAAACAAGGCAAUAAAGUAUAGCAUAUGGCAAAAAUUAACUCCCGAGACUUCAGCAAUCUUAAAGAUCAGACAAAGCACUUGUCAGGUUCCAUAUCCUUUUUUCUUUCAUCAAGGGAAAAGGCUAUGUCUUAAUUGUGUGCAGAGAGAGAGAGAGAGAGAUUUAGAGCUUACUAUCUCUGAUUCUCUUUCAUAAGCAUAUCCUUGUUGUUCCAUAGAAUUCAAUCCAAAGAGCCAAACAUGGAGAUGGAGAUGUCUCAGGCAUCUAUCGAUUCUGACCAACGAAAAUUUGCUCUUCCGGUCGACUCUGAACACAAGGCAACUGAAUUCAGACUAUUUUCAGUGGCAGCACCUCACAUGCGGGCAUUUCAUCUGUCCUGGAUUUCCUUCUUUGCAUGUUUUGUGUCCACUUUUGCUGCUCCACCCCUCCUUCCCAUAAUUCGCGACAACCUCAAUCUCACGGCCACUGAUAUCGGAAAUGCAGGAAUUGCUGCAGUUUCUGGCGCAGUCUUUGCUCGAAUUGCCAUGGGGACUGCAUGUGACCUAUUUGGUCCUCGUCUCGCCUCUGCCUCUCUCAUCCUCAUCACCACACCUGCAGUUUACUGCAGUGCCAUCAUCAACUCUCCUGUCUCCUUCCUUCUCGUCCGCUUUUUUACAGGCUUCUCUAUUGCCACUUUUGUGUCCACCCAAUUCUGGAUGAGCUCCAUGUUCUCAGCUAACGUUGUUGGCACUGCCAAUGGUGUUUCAGGCGGCUGGGGCAACCUUGGUGGUGGUGCAACACAACUCAUCAUGCCCCUUGUGUUUUCCCUCAUCCGCAACAUUGGAGCAACUAAAUUCACUGCCUGGAGAAUUGCAUUCUUCAUCCCUGCCCUGUUCCAGACGUUAAGUGCAUAUGCUGUCUUCUUCUUGGGCCAAGACAUGCCAGAUGGGAACUUUUCACGACUCCAAAAAUCUGGAGACAAGCAUAAAGAUAAUUUCAACAAAAUUUUCCGUAAUGCAAUCACAAACUACAGAGGGUGGAUUUUGUUAUUGACUUAUGGGUACUGUUUUGGGGUUGAACUUACGGUGGACAACAUAAUUGCACAGUACUUUUAUGACAGAUUCAAUGUGAAUCUUCACACUGCAGGAAUUAUUGCAGCCAGUUUCGGAUUAGCAAAUAUAUUUUCAAGACCUGGAGGAGGAUUUCUCUCAGAUAUCGUGGCAAAGAGGUUUGGGAUGAGAGGUAGGUUGUGGACGUUGUGGAUUGUGCAGACCUUAGGAGGCCUCUUCUGCAUCCUGCUAGGGAAAGUUGGAUCUUUAAGUGCAUCUAUUUCUGUUAUGAUUGUGUUCUCUGUGUUUGUUCAAGCAGCUUGUGGCCUUACAUUUGGGGUUGUUCCUUUUGUUUCACGAAGAUCAUUAGGUAUAAUCUCUGGGAUGACGGGAGGUGGUGGAAAUGUAGGCGCUGUUUUAACUCAAGUAAUUUUCUUCAGAGGAUCGAGAUACUCAACAGAAACGGGUAUAACUCUCAUGGGUGUCAUGAUUAUUUGCUGCACCCUCCCACUAUUUUUCAUAUACUUCCCACAGUGGGGAGGCAUGUUUUGUGGCCCAUCAUCUGAAGGCACAACGGAAGAAAAUUAUUACAUGUCUGAGUGGAAUUCAACAGAAAAAGAUAGAGGUUUUCACCAGGCAAGCUUGAAAUUCGCUGACAACAGCAGAAGUGAAAGAGGCAAAAAGGUGGACUCUGCACCCUCACCCUCCAAUGGUAUUCUGCCUACAUAUGCCUGACAAUAGCAUCUGGCGUCUCUCUAAUAGGUGCAAUACAAUCUAUGAUAUGUUGACUGAUGAAUGCAUGUAUAAGUGUAACUAGUAUAUGUCUUUUCAUUUUUAAGUCUGCAUACAGAAGAGCAGUUGUGCCCAGGGAGUAAGAACAUGAGAAAACUUACUCUCUUUCAUGUUUUAUCUGCUCAAGUUCCCAGCUGAAAAAAGCCAUACAAGUU
This is a messenger RNA of Ilex paraguariensis (yerba mate), 2208 nucleotides long. The record is from the annotation of a GenBank genome assembly. Lineage: Eukaryota; Viridiplantae; Streptophyta; Magnoliopsida; Aquifoliales; Aquifoliaceae.